Musa acuminata subsp. malaccensis (wild Malaysian banana) is the source of this 1681-nucleotide messenger RNA. RefSeq names its product E3 ubiquitin-protein ligase RGLG2. The record is from RefSeq and is a predicted model, not a curated record. NCBI's taxonomy places the organism in Eukaryota, Viridiplantae, Streptophyta, Magnoliopsida, Zingiberales, Musaceae. Gene Ontology annotation, molecular function: ubiquitin-protein transferase activity. Gene Ontology annotation, biological process: protein ubiquitination. Gene Ontology annotation, cellular component: nucleus.
GAGAGAGAGAGAGGAAGAGGAGGAUGAGAGGAAAUUCAUGGCGAUGUGGUGGAUCAACACUCCAUCUACUGGUCAGAGGACUCGGUAAGAGUGAGAUGGACACGGCAGCUAUAAAAGACAUACGAAUCCUUUGAUCCACAGUGUAUGCAAUCGUUGGAGUAGAAUGGGAGCCGCAAGCUCGACGGAAUCCAGCAGCAGGGAUGCGAGGGACUACCCGGAGCAGCCCUACAGCACCACCAGCUUCUCCCGUGGAUGGUCUUCCUAUCCUCCUCCUCCUCCUCCUCCUCCAUCACAAAGCUACGAUUCCCCACCCGUGGCCUACCCUGCGUCUCGCUCCUACUACCCGCCGCCGCCGCCGCCGAGCUAUGACUUCAUUUCCGGUCAAACAGGGACGAGUUCUUCGCAAGCCACAGGACGACAGCCGAAGGCGGAAGCCAAGUACUCGAGAAUAGCCGACGACUACAGUUCCUUGGAGCAGGUAACUGAGGCCCUGUCACGAGCUGGCCUCGAAUCCUCGAAUCUUAUCGUAGGCAUUGACUUCACCAAGAGCAACGAGUGGACAGGUAAACUCUCGUUCCACGGCCGCAGCUUGCACUCCAUCGGUGCCGCCACAAACCCCUACGAACAAGCCAUCUCCAUCAUCGGACGGACCUUGUCGGCCUUCGACGAGGACAACAUGAUCCCCUGUUUUGGAUUUGGAGAUGCAACCACCCAUGACGGAGAUGUCUUCAGCUUCUAUCCGGGGGAGAGACCUUGCAAUGGAUUUGAGGAAGCUUUAGAACGGUAUCGAGAGAUCACCCCGCAUCUGAGAUUAUCUGGGCCAACAUCUUUUGCUCCAAUGAUUGAGAUGGCUGUGACCAUCGUGGAGCAGAGCGGGGGUCAAUACCAUGUUCUACUAAUAAUCGCAGACGGACAGGUGACAAGAAGCGUGGAUACUGAUCUUGGCCGAUUGAGCCCCCAAGAACAGAGGACAGUUGAUGCCAUCGUCAAAGCUAGUGAGUGCCCCUUGUCCAUCAUCCUGGUGGGGGUUGGAGAUGGACCCUGGGACAUGAUGAAGGAAUUCGAUGACAACAUUCCUGCUAGAUCUUUCGACAAUUUCCAGUUUGUGAAUUUUACGUCGAUCAUGGAGAAGGGAACGCAAAAAAGCCGAAAAGAAACAGAGUUUGCUCUUGCUGCACUCAUGGAAAUACCUUCACAGUACAGAGCAACAAUCGAUCUUGGCAUCUUAGGGAGGCAUAGUGGAACGUCUCCAAGAAGAGUGCCUCUUCCACCUCCGACCGGUAGUUCUCCUGCAGCUUUUCCUGGCCCAAAAGCUUCUGGAUCAGCUGGUCCUAAGCACAGUUCAUCGUCUUAUCCUCAUCAUAGAACAACAACUACACCAACUGCAACAGCACCUGUGGAAACUCAGGCUUGCCCAGUUUGUCUCUCCAAUCCCAGAAACAUGGCAUUUGGCUGUGGGCAUCAGACGUGUGUUGAUUGUGGACCUCGGCUUAGCUUCUGCCCCAUUUGCCGGAGCUCAAUCCAGACCAGAAUAAAGCUCUACUGAAGCAUAGAUUCGUACUGUAUGUGACUGUAAAAUAGUUCGUCUUCUGGGUGUAUAAAUUUGUCCAAGCGCAUGUAGCUGAAGACAGAUUACAUGUCUGUGCAAACAAGUUGAUUGGAGUCCGUUUUGGUAUCAGAA